GGAGGGGCUGGGUUGGGAGGAGGAGGAGGAGGAGGAGGAGGAGGAGGAGGAGGGGGAGUCGGUGUGUGGUGCACGCCGCGCUCCCAGCACAAAAGCCCAGGGAAAGAAACUCUUGGAAAGCUCGGAGCUAAACGCCGGGGCCAGGCGGGAGCAGGUCGAACCGUCCGGGGCUGUUCCUCUCCACUGGAUACAUUUUGCAACUGCGAAGGAAUUAAAUCCGAUUUAUUUUCUUCUUUUUUUUUUUUUUUUUUCCCCUCCCCAGGAUUUUUUUUUUUCUUUUUUCUUUUUAAGAGAGAGAGGGAGGGCAGAGCCUCGCUUCUCCCCCCUUCUUUCACUCUCUCGAUCUUUUUCUUUUUAUUUUUGCUUCCCUUGGGGAUAGAGGGGCACGCGAGGAAAAAAAAAGUAAAGGAAUAUGAUUGCUUCGUGGCUGACUUUCGCCUUGCUUUGUGGAACUUUCUGUGCAGGACCGGGCCAUGGGGAGGCUGAGACAAGGGAAUGCAUUUACUACAACGCCAACUGGGAGUUGGAGAAGACCAACCAGAGCGGCGUGGAGCGCUGCGAGGGAGAGAAGGACAAGCGGCUCCACUGCUACGCCUCCUGGAGAAACAACUCGGGCUCCAUCGAGCUGGUGAAGAAAGGCUGCUGGUUAGACGACUUCAACUGUUAUGACAGGCAGGAGUGCGUAGCCACAGAAGAAAACCCUCAAGUGUUUUUCUGCUGCUGCGAGGGCAACUAUUGCAAUGAGAAAUUUACCCAUUUGCCUGAAGUCACCGGCCCAGAAGUCAUAUAUGAGCCGCCGCCGCCAACGCCCUCCCUGCUCAACAUCCUGGUGUACUCGCUGCUCCCCAUCGCUGUCCUCUCCAUGGCCAUUCUCUUGGCCUUCUGGAUGUACCGUCACCGCAAGCCUCCCUACGGGCAUGUCGACAUUAAUGAGGACCCCGGCCCACCACCCCCUUCUCCUCUGGUUGGCCUAAAGCCUCUGCAGCUCUUGGAGAUCAAGGCGAGAGGACGCUUUGGCUGUGUGUGGAAGGCUCAGCUGAUGAAUGACUACGUAGCAGUGAAAAUCUUCCCUAUUCAGGAUAAGCAAUCUUGGCAGAGUGAGAGGGAGAUUUUCAAUACUCCUGGCAUGAAGCAUGAAAACCUUUUGCAAUUUAUCGCAGCAGAGAAAAGAGGGACAAACCUAGAGACAGAGCUCUGGCUGAUCACAGCUUUCCACGACAAGGGCUCUCUGACGGAUUACCUGAAGGGCAAUAUUAUCAGCUGGAAUGAGCUCUGCCAUGUUGCAGAAACAAUGGCCCGUGGCUUGUCCUACCUUCAUGAAGAUGUCCCUUGGUGCAAAGGUGAAGGACACAAACCUGCUAUAGCACACAGGGACUUCAAGAGUAAAAAUGUCUUGCUGAAGAACGACUUGACGGCAGUGCUAGCCGAUUUUGGACUAGCUGUACGGUUUGAACCUGGGAAACCUCCAGGGGACACUCAUGGACAGGUGGGAACAAGGAGGUAUAUGGCUCCCGAAGUGUUAGAGGGAGCAAUCAACUUCCAGCGAGACGCCUUCCUGAGAAUAGACAUGUAUGCAAUGGGACUGGUGUUGUGGGAGCUAGUCUCCAGAUGUAGAGCAGUUGAUGGUCCAGUGGAUGAAUACAUGCUGCCUUUCGAAGAAGAAAUAGGUCAGCACCCAUCCCUUGAGGACCUGCAAGAAGUGGUGGUUCACAAGAAGAUGCGCCCUGUGUUCAAGGAUCACUGGCUGAAACACCCCGGCUUGGCGCAGCUCUGCGUGACCAUCGAAGAGUGCUGGGACCACGAUGCGGAGGCUCGGCUCUCGGCGGGCUGUGUCGAGGAGCGCAUUGCGCAGAUCCGCAAAUCCGUAAACGGCACUACCUCGGACUGCCUCGUCUCCAUCGUGACGUCUGUCACCAACGUGGACUUGCCGCCCAAAGAGUCUAGUAUCUAAGUCCUGGUUCACUUUUGUCUUUCCAGACUCAGUGGAUUUAAAAAAAAAAAAAGUUUAAGAAAAAAACCCACACAAAAAAAAACAAAACACAAAAA
Molecule: messenger RNA, 2046 nt
Organism: Aquila chrysaetos chrysaetos
Lineage: Eukaryota; Metazoa; Chordata; Aves; Accipitriformes; Accipitridae
Gene: ACVR2B
Product: activin A receptor type 2B
Exons: 11
Coding region: 413-1951 (512 amino acids)
Biological process (GO): protein phosphorylation; cellular response to growth factor stimulus; activin receptor signaling pathway
Cellular component (GO): activin receptor complex; plasma membrane
Molecular function (GO): activin binding; ATP binding; activin receptor activity
Source: RefSeq, a predicted model, not a curated record